Pecten maximus is the source of this 2673-nucleotide messenger RNA. Its product is annotated as xylulose kinase-like. The transcript has 19 exons. Lineage: Eukaryota; Metazoa; Mollusca; Bivalvia; Pectinida; Pectinidae. Gene Ontology annotation, molecular function: D-xylulokinase activity. Gene Ontology annotation, cellular component: cytosol. The record is from RefSeq and is a predicted model, not a curated record. Gene Ontology annotation, biological process: xylulose metabolic process; D-xylose metabolic process. Bases 43 to 1617 code for a protein of 524 amino acids.
AUUUGCUUCAACACCGGCAGUUUGAACUCUUAACCCAACAAUAUGGCGCAAGAUACUGAAAGCGGCGUGUACCUCGGAUUUGAUUUCAGCACACAACAGAUAAAAGUGAUAGCAGUAAAUGAUGAUUCCGAAGUUUUACAUGAGGCUGCUGUUAAAUUUGACACCGACCUUCCAGAGUUCAAGACUCAAGGAGGGGCUCACAUCCAUGAUGACAAAGUCACAGUUACUGCACCAACUGUGAUGUGGGUUAAGGCUCUUGAUCUUCUGUUGGAUCAAGUUAAAGCAAGUGGUUUUGACUUCUCUAAGGUUGUGGCAAUAUCUGGAGCAGGACAGCAACAUGGAAGUGUAUACUGGAAAACAGGAGCACGAGAUACACUGAAGCAGCUGGAUCCAGCCAAACCACUACACCAACAGCUGCAGGCUAGCUUCAGUGUGACCGACUCCCCGAUAUGGAUGGACUCCAGUACCACUCAGCAGUGUCGACAGUUAGAGGCAGCUGUAGGAGGACCAAUGCGCCUUGCUGAAAUCACAGGAGCAAGAGGAUUUGAGAGAUAUACUGGAAAUCAAAUUAUGAAGAUAUCACAAACACAGUCUGAUGCAUAUUCCAAAACAGAGAGGAUUUCCCUAGUGAGUAGUUUUGCGGCUUCUCUCUUCUGUGGGGAUUUCGCUCCAAUAGACUACAGUGAUGGAUCCGGUAUGAACCUUCUGGACAUUGUCAACAAAACUUGGUCACCUGAAUGUUUAAAGGCUUGUGGAGAUAACUUGGCUAUAAAGUUAGGGGAACCUGUUCCAUCUCAUACUGUUGUGGGGAAUGUGUCAAAGUACUUUGUGGACAGAUAUGGAAUUUCUCCGCUCUGUAAAAUAGUGGCAUUCACAGGCGACAAUCCAGCCUCACUGGCAGGACUUGCUCCUAGGGAGGGGGACGCUAUUGUGAGUCUCGGUACCAGUGACACAGUAUUUCUGUGGCUCAAGGAGCAGAGAGCAGGUCUUGAGGGCCACAUAUUUGUUAACCCCAUUGACUCCAACGACUAUAUGGCUCUUGUCUGCUUUAAGAACGGAUCAUUAACACGGGAGAGAAUUCAGCGUGAGAGUGCGGGAGGUUCCUGGGACACAUUCUCUAGCAGCUUGACUACCACACCUAUGGGUAACAAUGGCAACAUAGGUAUAUAUUUUGAUGCAACAGAAAUCCAGCCAUUGGCAAUGGGUACAUCCAGAUUCAACAGCAGUGAUGAGAAGGUUGAUAGUUUCCCGCCCGAAGUAGAAGUACGAGCUGUAUUAGAAAGUCAGUUUUUAGCCAGAAGGAUGUACGCAGAACUCCGCGGAAUGAGUGUUGGUCCCCAGACACGGGUUCUAGCUACUGGUGGAGCUUCCUCCAAUAAGGCAAUUUUGCAGGUUUUGUCUGAUGUCUUCAAUGCGCCUGUGUACGUUACAGAUGUCCCUAACUCGGCAGCACUUGGCGGUUGCUAUAGGGCUAAACAUGGUGUGACAGGAUUAAAGUUUUCUGAUGUUGUGAAGGGACACCCAGAGCCUAUGUGUGUGGCAACGCCAAGUAAUGGAGCAUCAGAGAUAUACCAGAGUAUGAGCGAAAGGUACAAAACCCUGGAACAGCUGAUGUAGCAAAUUCGUGGAGGACAGACAUUAAAGACGCAUGCUGAUAACGUUGCUGUGUACCAUGUAUGAUUCACUUGAUUCUACUCGAUUUGUUUUUACAAAAUUGAAUACAAUGUGCCAAAUUAAUAUGAAAUUAUUUCAUUUGUACAUGUGUUCUGAAAAAAUGCCAUUAUGUUUAUGUCUUGUUUAACAAAACAGUCUUAGGUUUAGUUAUUCAAGCAGAUUCAGGUAUAAGUGUUUAUAUUGUUUCCCUCAUCUGUUUGCUUUGUCACGGUAUUAGCUUUAAAAUGGUUACAAAUGUGGCAUACUGGUAUUGUACGGUAAGACAUGCUUACAAGUCAGGCGUACUAAUCUUUUGAGGUAAACAUGUAGGACGUCGAUCGUUCUUCAAAUGGCUUAUUCUUCUCUGGGUGUAUAAAGUCACCGUGCAGACAUUUGUAAUUGAACUAGUCACAUCAUUUAACAUAUUUGGCAAACGGGAGCUUAAAUAAAUGAAACGGAUUUUAAAUUAUUAAUUAAGUACCGAAAUUUUCUGAUAUUUCUGAAAAGAGUCUGGCCUCUUUACUUUAUAUUAGGAGAAAUUGAAUUAUGUUUUCAAGCCGAAAACCAUCGUCUUUGUCAGUCAUAGUUACAUUUCUUUUCGUUUGUUUUUAAAUGAAAUAUCGCCAACAUAUAUCUCUUAUAAUACGACACCUAUCGUGGACUAUCCCGAGUUAAUUAAUUCCCGUCAGUUAUCUGUUGGUGACGGUCUUGUUUAAUUAAGAUUAUUAUUAUGGAUUUACAGGUUGAAAAUUGUGCAGGCCUCCCUCUAGUCAUUUACACACAGCUAUUCAUGUGUAUCAAAAUGACACAUAAAGUGUUAUGUUCUUCACUAUACAGCUGACGUUGUACCCGUGUCUUUUAAGAAAUGAUUGUCGAAUUGUAUUUUUUUAUAAUUAUAUUUCAGUAUUUGAUGUUUUUGAUGGCAUAACGGUUUAAUAUCGACAUGUAUACUCUGUUUCUUUUUAUAAAUGUUAGUACUGAUACAUUGUAACCAUUUGUACAAUAAAACGAGCAAAUGAC